CUCCAAGAACUGAGGAAGAAGGAACUAAGAGUCUAUGAACUCAUGGUCAUGAAGCCAAAUAUGAAUCCCAAUCUGGUCAACUAUUUAGACAGCUACCUUGUGGAUGGGCAGCUCUGGCUGGUCAUGGAGUACAUGGACGGAGGCACUCUGAGCGAUGUCAUCAGCGAGACCUACCUGUCUGAAGACGAGAUGGCAGCCAUCAGUCGGGAGGUCAGCAAUCCCACCUGUGCUGCCCAGGGCUUGGGCAGGAUUGUCUGGGAAACAGGGCUCCGACCUGGAGUGAUUUCAUGUGCCAAGCUUUGUUUCUGUGUUGCUGGUAUGCUAUGGGCAAGCAAAAGCCUCUCAAGUGAAAUGCCUGCCAGUGCCCCUGCACUCACAGUACUCAGUUCUUCCUGUCUGCACUGCAUUCCUUGUCUGUAA
Messenger RNA from Vidua macroura (Pin-tailed whydah), 420 nucleotides. Its product is annotated as serine/threonine-protein kinase PAK 3-like. Gene Ontology annotation, molecular function: protein serine/threonine kinase activity; ATP binding. Gene Ontology annotation, cellular component: cytoplasm. Lineage: Eukaryota; Metazoa; Chordata; Aves; Passeriformes; Viduidae. The transcript is spliced from 3 exons. The record is from RefSeq and is a predicted model, not a curated record. The annotation marks the transcript as partial. Gene Ontology annotation, biological process: regulation of MAPK cascade; protein phosphorylation; intracellular signal transduction.